CGCGCGGACCGAAGAGGAGGCCUCGAAAGAUCGGCUGGAAUUCUCGUGAAAGCCGCCUCUUCCUUUCUCGUGUGUUGUUCAAACGCGUGCGUUCUUUCUCUGAUCGUCGAACCGUGGAAUCGCGAGUGAUCCGUAAAACAACGGAACCGCGUCGAGCAAACGUUCCGUUGUCCGUUGUCGUUUUUCGAUCGCCAAUUACGUCGUGGGUGGACAUCACUGCGGAGAACUCUUCGAACGCGAUAGUUUUCAGCUAAGAAAGUAUAGGGUAAAUCUAGUCGAAGGUGAAACGUUUCGGAGUAUCGUCAGCGGAGAACAGGUUGGCCGAAACGGUGACGAUAAACUUUCGGAUUUUAUGUGAACGAAGGAACGACGAAGGAAUUCCUAUCUGCCCCGUACUCGAGAACUCGAGACGGCCGAGAAGCGGGUUCGUGGAAGCGAUGCCAAGCCGACGCAGAGUGCGCCGUCAACGUAUUCGACAGUGAUAACGCGUGCGCGCGUGCACCUCUUAUCAAACCCGUAAACUCGAUCUCGCGUGCCACCUCGAUCAGUUGAUCUCACGGACGCGCCCGUUCCCACACGUCGUGCUCUCUUUUCUCGCCUCUGACUUUCCGCGUGUUCACCUUUCCGAUACGAUCUCGACCAAAGUUCGUCAAACGCUAUCAGUAAGUUUCGCUGAUUUCCCAAACAGUCGUGACCACGUGGACGCAGAGCAUUUCCACGAGGAACGUCGUUUACGUGAAAGUGCAAUACCAGUCGAUGGAACGGAUGAUAUGAAUGUUUCGAGUGCGGCGACGAAAAGUUCGGAGACACAUUUAACCAGUUUUGAAAGUGAACGUUCGUUUCCUUGAAACUCGUCGAAUGCCGCGCCUUGGAUAUUUCAUUGGCCGAAUGAUCGCUUCUAAAUCGACGCAAAGCAGAGCGACGAGAGGAAACAUGCAAGGAAGCCGGUGAACAGACAGCUAUGGCCGCAGCGGAAAUACGUCUCCGAAGUUCUUCCGAUCUUCUCCUUGCUCGUGAUAGUGAAAGAGAGCACGAAGAAGCGGGAAUCAUUGUCGAGAUCACCUUGGCAAGGUCCAUGGGUUCGUAAAGGGCAUGAGAGCUCAUCAUGUUCCAACACCGACACGGGCCACGAACGCUGUCGACCUGCAACCUCUUCGGCGUGACAUUUCUUCUAUUGAUCAUCGCCGGUAGCUACGAUGUGUCAGCGGACCUCAACUCCGAGUUUGUCAAAGGGAAAAUUUGUAUCGGUACCAAUGGCCGCCUGUCCGUUCCGUCCAACAAACAACACCACUACCGAAAUCUUCGAGACCGGUACACCAACUGUACUUAUGUCGACGGUAACCUGGAGAUCACGUGGCUCCAGAACGAAACCUUCGACCUCAGUUUCCUCCAGUACAUACGGGAAGUCACCGGUUACGUGCUCAUCAGCCACGUGGACGUCAGGAAGAUCGUUUUGCCGCGAUUGCAGAUCAUACGCGGUAGAACCCUCUUCAAGCUCAACAUCCACGACGAUGAGUUCGCGUUGUUCGUUACGAUGUGCCAGAUGCAGAACUUGGAGAUGCCGGCCCUCAGAGAUAUCCUCAACGGGAGCGUGGGCAUGUACAACAACUACAACCUGUGCCACAUACGUACGAUCAACUGGGACGAAAUAAUCACCAGUCAGACUGCUACGUACAUUUACGUGUACAAUUUCACGUCGCCGGAACGCGUUUGCCCGCCUUGCGAUAAGAGCUGCGAGCAAGGCUGCUGGGGCGAAGGGCCUGAGAAUUGUCAGAAAUACUCAAAGACGAACUGUUCGCCGCAAUGCUGGCAGGGCAGGUGCUUCGGACCCAAUCCACGGGAGUGUUGCCAUCUUUUUUGCGCCGGUGGCUGUACGGGGCCGAAACAGAGCGACUGUAUCGCGUGUAAAAACUUCUUCGACGACGGUGUGUGUACGCAGGAAUGCCCGCCCAUGCAAAAGUACAAUCCAACGACAUACUCGUGGGAGGCUAAUCCCGACGGAAAGUAUGCGUACGGUGCAACCUGCGUGAGAAGGUGUCCCGAACACCUUUUGAAAGACAACGGCGCUUGCGUAAGGUCCUGUCCCCCGAAGAAGAAAGCUCUAAACGGCGAAUGCGUUCCUUGCGACGGUCCUUGCCCGAAAACUUGCAAAGGUGUUGAGAAAGUGCAUUCCGGCAACAUAGACAGCUUCAAGGACUGCACGAUCAUCGAGGGUUCGAUCACCAUACUUGAUCAAAGUUUUCAAGGCUUCCAACACGUUUAUCCGAACUUCAGUUUCGGUAAACGGUACGAGAAAAUGCAUCCCGACAAACUCGAGGUGUUCAGCACGUUGAAGGAGAUCACUGGAUUCUUGAACAUCCAAGGAGACCAUAAGGACUUCAAGAACUUGUCGUAUUUCCGGAACUUGGAGGUAAUAGGCGGGAGAACGUUGACGGAAUACUUUGCAUCGUUGUACAUCGUGAAGACGUCGUUGGUCUCGUUUGGGCUGAGCUCUCUGAAGAAGAUCUAUUCCGGAUCUAUCGCGAUUUUGGAGAAUAAGAACCUUUGUUACGCUCAGAGCAUCAAUUGGACUAGAAUCAAAAAAUCCUCCGAGCAUGAGAGUCUGUUGUCGAAUAAUCGGAACGAAAGUGAAUGCAUCAAAGAUGGAUUGGUAUGCGACGUGCAGUGUUCCGAGGAGGGUUGUUGGGGUCCCGGUCCAGCUCAAUGUUUAUCCUGCAAGAACUUCAUUCUGGGAAACGAUUGUCUUCAAGAUUGCACGGCCCCAGGAAUCUACCAAGCGGACGAGAAGACGUGCAAGCUGUGCCACGAUGAGUGCGACAGUUCUUGCACCGGACCAAACGCAGAACACUGUACGAAAUGCAAACACGCGCGAGACGGUCCGUUCUGCGUGCCAGAAUGUCCGUCCUCGAAGUAUAACGACAAUGGCCAGUGCAAAGAUUGUCACGAGAACUGCGUGGGUGGCUGCGAGGGACCUGAAAACAACAUUGGCCCUAAUGGAUGCCACAGCUGCGAUAAGGCGAUCAUGAACGGCCAUGUACCUGAAGGAUGUCUGCAGAAAAGGGAACCCUGUCCUGACGGGCAUUACUACGAAUGGGUGAGUCCUCAAGAACAAGGAGCUCUGAAGCCUUUGGCAGGGAAAGCUGUUUGCCGCGAGUGCCACCCGCGUUGCAAGAAAUGCACCGGAUACGGUUUCCACGAGCACGUCUGUCAGGAAUGUACGAAAUAUAAAAAGGGAGAGCAGUGCGAGGACGAGUGUCCUGCGGACCAUUUCGCGGACGCCGAUACUCAACGGUGCAUACCGUGCUUCAGCGAAUGCCGAGGAUGUUUUGGACCCGGUCCAAAUCAGUGUUACAAAUGUCGAAACUACAAGAUCCAUAUUGAUGAAGACAUUGAUGGCAACACGACUACCUUCAAUUGCACGGAAACCUGUCCUCCCGAGUAUCCUCACAAGAUCUUCCCACCGGACAGUGAGCCAUAUUGCUCAUUGGAAACCGUCGGUCUCGGCUUUCAAGUGGAGAACGAACUGCAGCCAGCGAUUUUGGCAGGAGUCGCUGUGUUUGCUCUGGUCUUCCUCGUGGUCGCAGCCAUAAUUAUGUACUUCUGGCGUGUACGGGUGAAAGCGAAGGAAAAUGCAGUGAAAAUGACGAUGACGUUGACCGGUUUGGAUGACAACGAGCCACUUCGUCCGACCGGCGUAAAACCGAAUCUGGCUAAAUUACGUAUCAUUAAGGAGGAAGAGAUGAGGAAAGGUGGAAUUUUGGGUUACGGUGCUUUCGGAAACGUUUAUAAAGGUGUCUGGGUACCGGAAGGGGAGAAUGUGAAGAUACCAGUUGCUAUAAAAGUUCUCCACGACGGUACAGGAGCGAACACUUCAAAGGAAUUCCUGGAUGAGGCGUAUAUUAUGGCCAGCGUGGAGCAUCCUAACUUGCUUCAGCUGUUGGCUGUUUGCAUGACCUCGCAGAUGAUGCUGGUCACUCAGCUGAUGCCUUUGGGUUGUUUGCUCGAUUUCGUGCGUAGGUUCAAAGAUAAGAUAGGUUCGAAGGAGUUACUGAACUGGUGUACACAGAUCGCCAGAGGAAUGGCGUAUUUGGAGGAGAGGAGGCUAGUUCAUCGGGAUCUAGCUGCUCGAAACGUUCUCGUGCAAACGUCUAACUGCGUGAAAAUCACGGACUUCGGUCUGGCCAAACUGUUGGACAUCAACGAGGAACAGUACAAGGCUGCAGGUGGCAAAAUGCCAAUCAAAUGGUUGGCUUUGGAGUGCAUUCAACAUCGGGUGUUCACACACAAGUCGGACGUUUGGGCUUUUGGUGUCACCAUUUGGGAGGUUCUCACUUAUGGCGGUAGACCGUACGAGAACGUGCCUGCUCGAAACGUGCCGGAACUGUUGGAGAAAGGUGAAAGGUUACCUCAGCCAUCGAUAUGCACCAUCGAUGUCUACAUGAUCAUGAUCAAGUGUUGGAUGUUGGACGCUGAGUCUAGACCCAGUUUCAAGGAAUUGGCGGAAGAUUUUGCUAAGAUGUCCAGGGAUCCUGGCCGAUAUCUUGCUAUCAAAGGCGACAAAUACAUGAGAUUACCUUCGUAUACACUGCAGGACGAAAAGGAGAUGAUUCGAAAUCUUGCUUCAGCCAUGGACGGACCCGAGGCUCUAGUAGACGCGGAGGAAUAUCUCCAACCGAAAUCUAGAGCCCCCAUUCCACCAGGUCUUUCAGCGUCCAGUACUUCCGGUUCUCCGCCGAACACACCCGUGAAAACUUGUUGGCCAAACGGAAAACCGCUAGCUGCCGACUCUCCCACUCCCCAGAACCAACAGAAUUGGGACAGGGAGUUGUUGAGGUACGGCACCAAUCAUAGAAACGGAAAUACGUCACACGAGCCAGGAAAUUCUGGCCAACAUCCGCAUUAUGCGCCUCCGAAUGGUCACUGCGGACACGUCGUGGGGUCAGACACUUCAAGUUCGAGAUACUGUUCGGAUCCAUUGAAAAUGAUUGGUGUCAGAGACUGCGACGUGACGGAUGAUUGUUUCGACGGCGAGGUGAACUCUGCGCACCAGCAAGCUCAAGUAGGUAAUCUGAAGCUAGACUUGCCAUUAGACGAAGACGAUUAUUUGAUGCCAUCACCGCAAUUGCCAACGAACACCACGCAGUACAUGGAUCUCAUAGGAGACUCGAAACCUACGGAAAUGGAACCAAAGCGAGUCAAUAACGGUUAUCGAAAGUAUCCAGAGUUUCUGACUAUCCAAGGUAAAACGUCGCUGGAUAAUCCCGAGUACAUAAUGUCCCAGGACGAAGGACCAUUAACCCCGCAGACCAUAGGUAUUCCAACGCCUGACCUAGAGAAAGUUUUAACAAAUGGGACGUUCGGAUCUCAAGUGAGACAGAGGAGUUCCGAGGAAGAAUCUGACCACGAAUACUACAACGACUUCGAUCGCCUGGAACGGGAGUUGCAACCGUUGAAACCUCUUAGGAAAAAUGAAACGACCGUUUGAUUUCGAGAUUCCUGAAAGAGACAUUAAAUAAGAACAGUUUCGUUGCUCCGUGUUAGAAUCAGAAAGCCAGAGAGAUAUCGUUCUAGAUAAUUGAGAUUCGAUCUCAAGUAUAAUAGACAAAUAAAGAGAUGAAGAAGAAGAAGAAUUGGCAUGAACACGGACAAAUUCAGCUUCUCAUUCCUUCAGUGUACUUAGAAAAGGACACUUCGGUGAAAAGUGCCGCGUUUGAUUGUGAUUAGACGUAAGACGCGUGAACUGUGCUAAUUUUCCUAGCGAGUUUGACUGUCGCGAAGGAAAGUGUGUCUCACACAUCAUAAAUUGUUGAUGCGCGUGCGUACAAUGAACAAGUAGUGCAAAGAUAAUCUUAAUGUGCCAUUCACCGUGGCUUGUAAAUAAAAGGUAUUACCUACCACUCCGUUAGGUCUACUAAAAAGAAAGUUUAACGAACGACGUGCAGUUAAUGGCAUAGACAAUUGUUUCUCUUCUACUUACAUCUGUGACACGUUGAAUGUCGUGAAAAGGGCACCACUGACCGGCACCACAAAUUUAAUAUAUUAAAAAGGUUGAAUAUUAUAUUAAUUGCGUAAGGUAGCAGAUGCAAAGUUUCAAUUGGAAAAUGAAAUUAUAACAUGCCGUACUAUACGCGUCUUUACUUUGGCAUUUAACGUGUUUAAUCUUCAAUUUACAGAGCAAUCUUUAACGGUCCAUGGUGUUCCUCUAAUUUUUCCAUUUUUCUUAUUUAACAGAUACCCAGGUAUGAACUAGAAUCAUUCCAAAAACACGAACGUGGACCAGCUUCGUUCUUCGAAAGAACGAAAUUAAGAACGCUAAUUUUUAUCUUCUUUAUUUUCCAACUUAAAAUCGUCACCUUUGUAACGUUACUUCGCUCAGGUCGCGGAAAUCUCUAUUUCACGCGAUCGAAUACGAAUCAUGAGAUGUCAACAAUUUGUACACGGGGCUAUUCGAGAAAAUGAUAAAAGAUCUGAUUGAAAUUUAGGCUGCCUCGGGUACGAAACAUCUGUGCGGUUCGCCCUUGACUGUGAUAAGAAACGUUCUACUAUUUCACGAGGACGUUCUAACCAUCGAAUGACGGAUGUUAAUUACGAUUCUUUGACUAAAUUCUUUUACCAAAUGAUUUUCGUAUAUUAAAAAAAUAAUAUCUGAAAGAAUAUUUUAAAAAACGAAAACGAAAAAGGUCGAUAAUUAUCACUAUCUCCGCCCUCCGAGGGUUAAUCACCUCGAUCCUUUCUCGAUUUCUCUUUUGUAUCGCAGUAAGCUACGACAGUACAGUACAACGAAUGGUCCUAAUUUACUGCCGAAAGGUAUACAAGAAAGUUUCCGAGUCGAAACAGAAGGAACAACCAUGAUCCAGGGACACGUUAAAAGCGAAGCAACAGAACAACCAAAAGGAACACGCACGCUUCCGGUUACCCAGGACUCGUUGUCUUGCGACUCUACUUAAACGUUACAAUUCUUCUUAUAUAUUUUCUUCUAUUUUUUAUAUACAUAUAUAUAUAUAUAUACAUGCCAUCGCAUUUCGUUACAUGGGACCAAUGAAAUUGGCCUCGGCCGAAGCGCACGGAAGUAUCUCGAUUUUUUAAAUGUAGAAACGCGUCUGUACAUAGAUUAGUGUUUAGCGCGUAAGGGACAUUCUACGAACGUAGAGAACGGAAAGUACUUGAAAGUAAAUUAAGUAAAAUCGGCUUUUAAAAUGGGAAAUAAAAGCGGCGGAUACAGAACAAAAUGGGCGCAGCGAAAUUGGUACCACGAAUUACACGCACCGAUUACGCUGUGCCUCGCGUAAUCAUAGGAUUAGGACGUGCCAUGUUUGUGUGUACAGGAAAAACGCGCGAAACAACGAACACAUUUUCGCACGGAAACGUAUCCUGUUCGUGUUCACUGGAAAUGAAGAAAAAAAUAAAUAAAUAUAAAAAUACGAAUCCUCCCAGGCAUUGAAUGAAAAUGGAUGUGCAUAAGCGUGUGCGAGAUCGACGAUCUCAUGGCGGGAAAUUUUGUAGUCGAUUUAAAUGGAAUUUUAAUGUAUUUAGUAUGCACUUCUGUGAUAAAAUGGGAACAAGUUUUUUAAAAAGAAUUGUAACGUGUAUAUUUGAUCGCUGCUUGUAAAGAUAAUCGUAUGAAUAUCAAAUCCCGUCGCACGCAGAAUGCAUCAUCUUAUUUUUUUUAUAAUAUUAAACAAAUACGUAUCGUGUACAUUACGUUAAGCGUUAUAAAAUUAAUUACGUUGAUCGAUUUAUUUUCUGUAAUAUAUCAUUGAUUGUAUUGCCGAAUCAUGUGAGAUACGUGUUUUACGUCCAUUUCGACACUAUGGACGAACGAAAAAUAAGAAAAAAGAAUGUGUCUUUCCAUUUUCCUAUUUCCCUUGUUCCCGUUUCUGUUUUGUUUUUUGUUUUUUCUUUCGUUUUUUUUUUUAAUAAUCAUGUGUAAAUCUAACAGAGAGAAACUGCGAAGUGUGAAUUGAAAAUUGUACAAUACGUUCGAUCGCCAGGAUAAAAUAGUUGCGAGGAAUUGCAUUUGCCAUUCGGUUGUGGACAUAGAACUUAUAAAACUUUAUAAUAUCAUUAUAUAUCGUAAAAAGAAUUAUUGUAAUAAAGAACCAUCUUCAUUCUUA
Molecule: messenger RNA, 8114 nt
Organism: Osmia bicornis bicornis
Lineage: Eukaryota; Metazoa; Arthropoda; Insecta; Hymenoptera; Megachilidae
Gene: Egfr
Product: epidermal growth factor receptor
Exons: 12
Coding region: 1106-5485 (1459 amino acids)
Biological process (GO): cell surface receptor protein tyrosine kinase signaling pathway; protein phosphorylation; positive regulation of cell population proliferation
Cellular component (GO): basal plasma membrane; signaling receptor complex
Molecular function (GO): transmembrane receptor protein tyrosine kinase activity; ATP binding
Source: RefSeq, a predicted model, not a curated record